This is a messenger RNA of Drosophila guanche, 1605 nucleotides long. RefSeq lists its product as uncharacterized. Gene Ontology annotation, molecular function: transmembrane transporter activity. Lineage: Eukaryota; Metazoa; Arthropoda; Insecta; Diptera; Drosophilidae. Bases 26 to 1537 code for a protein of 503 amino acids. Gene Ontology annotation, cellular component: membrane. The transcript has a single exon. The record is from RefSeq and is a predicted model, not a curated record. Gene Ontology annotation, biological process: transmembrane transport.
UUAGAAGAACAAAAGAGCUUACACAAUGUCAGACAGUUUACCUAAAUCUGACAAUAUCCAGAAGGUUAUUGCAUUAGAAGAUUUUUCUAAAAUGAAAGUUAAGGAUGCUGGUGAAGAAAGUGUCGUCUCGGUGGCUGUGGACUCGGAGUUGGUAGAAGAUUUAUACAUUGAUGAGCAAGAGGAAAAGGCACUUGUCAAAAAAUUAGAUUUCCGGCUCCUGCCCAUGCUGGCAUUCAUGUAUUUCCUGUCGUCAUUGGAUAGGUCCAAUAUUGGUAACGCCUACACUUCUGGAAUGAAGGAGGACUUAAAUCUCACUAGUAGACAGUACUCCAAUUGUGUUUCUGUUUUCUAUUCAACUUACCUGGCAGCUGAGUUGCCAGCUGUAUUAGUUUUAAAAAGAGCCAAUGUGAAGUACUAUAUGUCCUUUUUGGUGUUUUCCUGGUCGAUAAUAACCCUGAGCUCGGGUUUUGUUCGAUCCCAUAAAUCUUUAUUGGCGCUAAGAGUUCUUUUAGGUACUUUUGAAGGCGGCUUUUUCCCUGCAAUGACACUAAUUAUUAGUAUUGUCUAUAAGCCUCAAGAGCAGGCUAAAAGAAUUGCUUUCUUCUUUGGAUCCGCUGCAUUAUCUGGAGCUUUUGGUGGACUCAUAGCAACAGGACUUUCAUCAGUUAAGAACGGUGGAGGUCUCGAGGGUUGGAGAUGGCUUUACAUUAUAGAAGGAUUGAUAUCUGUGUGCGCGUCUGUGUGGUUGUUCUUUGGGCUGCCAGCAAAGUUUGAGGUUUUACCUUUUUUGAAUGAGCGCGAGUGUCAUUUGAUGAGCAUUCGCAGUAAACAGAGGACUCAAUACAUGGGUAGCACUGAGAAAUUUAGCUGGUCAUGCGUGAAGGAUGCGUUUUUAGAUUUCAAAACAUACCUUUCUUUCACGAUACAAUUUUGUCAGGACACAAUAAUGUAUGGAUUUAGCACUUUUCUUACUGCCAUUCUCAAAAUGGGAUUAGGUUUUUCCUCCAUGCAGGCCCAGUACUUGAGUGUACCUGUGUACAUCUUAGCUGGUGUCGUGUUUUUAAUUUCAGCCUUUCUGAGUGACAGGUUCAAAAUGAGAGGUCCCAUUUUCUUUUGCUACAAUCUACUAGGCAUUGUGGGGUACAUUUUAUUACUGAGUGUAGGCAACGACGCUGUCAAAUACUUCGCCUGCUAUUUAAUAACGUUCUCUCUUUACACCGGUACUGGGCUUAAUAUAUCGUGGUUGACCAAUAACAUGGCCCCUCAUUAUAAGCGUGCAACUGCUUUAGGACUAAACCAAACUUUAGGGAAUUUAUCUGGUGCAAUUGCAGGUCAAAUAUACACCAAAUCUCCCUACACCUUCGGCAACUCUUUUUCUUUGGGUUGCAUUGUGUUAUCGAACAUUCUUACUUUAUGUCAAGUGAUAAUAUUGAAACGCAUAAAUAUCAAGAGGAAGAAAAUUUUGAAUGGUGAGAUAUCUGAUAAUAUGAAAAACAGGAGAGGAGACUGGGCUUUGGAUUACGAGUAUUGUUUGUAAUGCGUGUUGUCAAUUACACCUGUCAGUUUGUUUAAUGAUGAGGCUAUCUGAAGUUUGUGUUAAGAUGU